Messenger RNA from Cotesia congregata, 525 nucleotides. NCBI's taxonomy places the organism in Eukaryota, Metazoa, Arthropoda, Insecta, Hymenoptera, Braconidae. The record is from the annotation of a GenBank genome assembly.
AUGAAUCUUUCGGAAGCUAUUUUGGUCUACAUUUCCCUGGCUAUUGCGGUUUUACUCCUGUUGGGCAUCUUAAAGUGGAUUAUUGGAUUCUGUAUACCCGGAGUUAGUCAAUGGGGUUUGAAUGUUCUGGUGAACGGCAGUUGUGCAGAAAUGGAUAUUUCAUCUCGGGAUUCCGGUAGAAGUAUAGAUAUAUUUCGCAAAUCGGAUCGACCGCAAACUAUUCGCAUCUGUAGUAGAAAGCUGGAAUUUUUCCUCAACUUGACAUUUUUUUUAACCUUUCCCAUUGCCGUAUGUUGCAAUUUGUGUAAUGGUUCGAUGGUGAAGAUGCAGGACUGCUCUGAUGAAUCUCACACACGACUGAUUGAUGGAAAUACUUCUACAAAAACAACUCCCAAAAAUAAUUACGGAGAACUUAAUCAUAUCUCUUCGACUCAUGAAUUAGAAGAAGCACAAAAUAUCAAGAAUCAAUUAAUUGAAUCUCGAGAGGCUUCAAAUGCCGAGAGGAAACUAUCAAAGGCUAGAUAA